This is a messenger RNA of Aspergillus tanneri, 2772 nucleotides long. RefSeq lists its product as uncharacterized. The transcript is spliced from 4 exons. Gene Ontology annotation, cellular component: membrane. Bases 1 to 2772 code for a protein of 923 amino acids. Lineage: Eukaryota; Fungi; Ascomycota; Eurotiomycetes; Eurotiales; Aspergillaceae. Gene Ontology annotation, biological process: arachidonate metabolic process. The record is from RefSeq and is a predicted model, not a curated record.
AUGGCUCCAGUACCUUGGAUAAGUGUGGAGGGUGAUUGGAUCGACAUAUAUGCUCCGUUUGAAGGGCCUGACAAAGAGCGCUCUCUUGAAAGGAGUAAGCCUGGUGUAGUGACAGUGAUUGAUAGUCAGGAUGCUCAGCGCUGCAUCAAGCCCAGAGAGCUAAGGACGUCGCUGGAGAAAUGCGGAAACCAAGACAUUGUCCUCAAUACUUUAGGCUGGACAGAACCAUGUGCAAAUGGCAUGCAGGAAAGGAGAGCCCGGGAGAAGCAAAGAGUCUGGCUGAAAGAGAGCAAAACUACGGGGAGUUUUAUCCGUCACGUUUCUUGGGUCUUCAGCGAUGUGCUUUGCAUACUUGUGCCAAGCCUGCAUUGGGCAAUUGACGAAAUCUGUGCCUGGACUCUAACGGACCACAUCGCACCAGAAGAAGGGCCAUUUUUUGUUAUUUUAGUUGAUGAUAGCGACUCGACACGCGACGGGGACGGAGUGCUCUACAACGUAAUGAGCACAACGAGACAGCAAUGUUGGCAAAAGCUGCAGGAACAAUGCACCGGCCCCAUCUGGAAGACAGCCAAAGCCCUAGACCGAUUACUCUCGCGGACCUAUGUCCGGGCCACAACUCUGAGAAGAGAAGCUGUAGCACUAAGCGCUUGUUUGCAGUCAUUAGACAUCUUACAACUUGCACGGGGACAGAGGGAGAACCGUGGACACUUGUGGAACCUUAGGACACUUACACGCCUCGUAGAAAAGUUCUACAGCCACACUGAAGCACUGGGCGGAUCGUUUAAUUUUGUAGGCGCCCUGAGGGAGGAUAUCUGGCCUGGGCAAUCACGAAGCCAGCAAAGUCUACUUGGGGAUUGGCUAUGCCUAGGGAACCAGGACCGAUCUCUCAGUGAUUUUAUGGGGCCUCUCCUUGCGAAGCUGUUUAUAGAAGAUGCAAGCCAGAUGCCACAUAGAUUUCCUGCAUGUGAGGCAUUCCAUGCCGUCUAUCGUCCGUUGUGCGAUGAAGGCCUCCGCCUGGCCUCCAAGCGCUCUGAGUGGGCCCAAGGUAUCACAUCAGUAGCACUCUCUAAUGCUAUCCUGCAGGCAAUGACAAACUGGGAUCUCCAAAUUACAGAGCAUGUGAGAACACUCUGGGCACAUCUGCCGGAACGCUCCUUGUGCUGUGCGUGCGUAUGGGAUCGGCCUCUUGUCUUUCUCCGCUGCGGCCACGGCCUGUGCGAACGGGAUGCAUGGAAGCAUUCCUUCCGCCGCCAUCCCUUUGAGUGUGUUUCAUUCUUCCAACGCUGCCCGGCCUGUGAUGCAAUCGUCAACCGCCAAGUCCGGUUGCGCCCACCACAGGCUGGGCUCCGCAUCGCCUGCUUUGAUGGUGGCGGGACGCUGGGCAUUGUGUCUCUCGUGUCUUUGGACAGUCUUGUCCGAGAGCUGCCGUUGAAAUUGCAGGCGCAUCACUACUUCGAUCUGAUUGUUGGCACCAGCACCGGCUCCAUCAUCGCAGCGGCUUUGGGCAUUCGGAAAUGGCCCCUGAAGCGCUGUAUCAAGGAGUUCUCGAAAACAGCCCGUCAAGUCUUCUACAGACUAACAUUUAUGACAAUCGCCCCUCGAGCCCUGCGCCGGAUCUGGAAAGGUAUAAAGUAUAGUGAAGAACCGUUAUAUGCAGCUCUACAGAGAGGAUUUGGCUCUGCACCUCUCUAUGGCUACUGUGACGAGUCGCCUGAUGUCCUCCGGGUUGUCAUCACAGCCACCGACUUUAGCGGCCGGCUCUGGCUCUCACGAUCGUAUUCUCCAGCAAAACUAACUGGUGUGGAACAGGCCAGCUCCGUGAGCCCUCCCGAAUCUGUCCGAGAGUCCAUUGCCGCCAGCUGUGCGGCCCCUUCCUACUUCCUUCCCUUGAGGGGGUUGCAAGACGGCGGAUUCGUAGCCAACAACCCCUCGGCAGUUGCCCGGAUUGAGGCCAAUCGCUUGUCGAGAGGACAGAUGCCCGACUACGCCGCAAGCUUCGGGACUGGCCGGUUCGGACAGAGCAAUAAUGCCCAUACUGUCCGGAUUUCCUGGCAGUCCCUAGUGCCACGGUGGCUGCGUCGUGUGGCCAAAUGUGUUUCCCGGACUUUUGAUGCCGAGCUUCUCUACGACCGUUUUGUCUCGCAACUGAGCGAUCUCGAAAUGGAACGGCACCACCGCAUUAAUCCAACCCUCCCAUGUCCUGUAGUCGCUCUGGACGAUGCAUCCGCUAUACCGCGACUCAAACGUAUGACCAGGGAGCGGAUGGCUCAAGAUCCUACACAGGUAUCUCGGGGGAAACGUCUUCGCCUUUCUCUCGUUUCCUCGCUUUUCUACCCUAUCAUCACUUCUAGACCUAUUUUUGAUGACAAGGCUGGCGUGUACCACGUAACAUUGGCGGUUGUUUCGCGCUGGGAGGACGACGUGCUUGUCUCCAUGCAGUUGCAGGAGUACCUGCGUGACGCUUGUUUUUGGAUCCACGGCUGGCAAUAUAAGACCAUCACACCGCUCCAAGUCACAGUGAUGCUGUCAAGCCUUGAAGAGGCUCUCAAUAUCGAGCUCCAAGUAGGGGAUGGAAGACGCAGCCAAAUAAGCGGCCUUCCUCUCUCAGUCAACUGUCUUAUUAAUCAUCAACUUUCCAGCUCGGAUCUUCGACAAUGGAAAAGCACGGGUCUUAAACGCCCAUACUCAGAACAGGAUUAUUGGCAUGUUUCGAAGCAGCCAAGAAACGGGAUCGACCACUCCCCACGCAAGCUGGUCCCGGUAGAGUUCUAA